Messenger RNA from Morone saxatilis (striped sea-bass), 1314 nucleotides. Its product is annotated as zinc finger protein 239-like. The transcript has a single exon. Gene Ontology annotation, molecular function: DNA-binding transcription factor activity, RNA polymerase II-specific; RNA polymerase II cis-regulatory region sequence-specific DNA binding. Gene Ontology annotation, cellular component: nucleus. The annotation marks the transcript as partial. NCBI's taxonomy places the organism in Eukaryota, Metazoa, Chordata, Actinopteri, Moronidae. Gene Ontology annotation, biological process: regulation of transcription by RNA polymerase II. The record is from RefSeq and is a predicted model, not a curated record.
GUUGCAGGUGAAUCUGAGACUCCGCCCAGUGAGCGCUGCCCCUCCCCCCCCGACCACGAGUACGCCCGGCCGUCCUCGCCAGCGGAGGGCGGAGUCUCAGCACGGCGCAGCAGGAAGCAGCACGGCGGCCGGCGGGACAGAGCCGGGGCCUGCGAGCCUGCGCCCCCCCGGCAGUGUCCGCACUGCCAGAUGCUGUUUCCAAACGCAGAGCGGCUCGCCGACCACGAGAGGAAGUCCCACCCGCUGUGCUCCGUGUGCGGGGCGGCGUUCACCGGCGUCCUGAGGCUCCGCGAGCACGAGAUCAAAGAGCACGGGCUGCUGCCGUACGCCUGCGACUACUGCCCCAAGAGGUUCAACCACAAAGCGCACCGCGACCUGCACGUGAAGGCGCGGCACACCGGCGAGAAGACCUGCCGCUGCGACAUCUGCGGGAAGGGCUACUCCUGCGUCAGCGUGCUGAAGACGCACCGCAUGACGCACUUCGACAAGACCUUCAUCUGCGACGUCUGCGGGAAGAGCUUCUACCACGCCUGCCACCUGACGCGCCACAAGCUGGUGCACCAGGACGUCCGGCCGUACCGCUGCUCCACCUGCGGGAAGGGCUUCACGCAGGCCGCCAACCUGCGCAGCCACCAGGCCGUCCACACCGGAGAGCGGCAGCUGUGCUCCGUCUGCGGCAAGAGCUACCGCUGCCUGAAGAACCACGUCAUCAGCAAGCACUCGCACGAGCUCCCCGCCGACCAGCUGCCCGCCACAGACGCCGUCGUCGCCUGCGAGGCGUGCGGCAAGAAGUUUCUCAACCCGUCGCAGCUCCGAGUCCACCAGAGGAGCCACACCGGGGAGAAACCGUUCCACUGCGACGUCUGCGGGAAGAGCUACCGGCUGAAGGAGCUGCUGAGGGACCACCGGUACACGCACACCGGGGAGAAACCGUACCGCUGCUCGCUCUGCUCCAAGACCUUCAACCUGGCCGCCAGCUUCAUGAGGCACCGCAGCAUCCACAGCGGGGAGACGCCGCACAGCUGCCUCGCCUGCGGGAAACACUUCCGCCUGCUCACCUUCCUCAAGGCUCACCUGCAGACCAAAGCUCACCUGAGGCAGACGCAGCAGAGGCAGAGCGCCGGCUCCGACCUCUGACCUCCGACCUCCGACCUCCGACCUUCCUUUACACUGUACAGCCAAAAGUCUGUGGACAGUAUUGUGUUGAUCUUUGUCUGACUGAAGCUCUGUGGCGCACUGACACUCUUCCAGUCACAGAAACAACCGACUGAAUGAUUGAUCCCUCUGAUGAUUAAUAAAAAAUAUUGAUUGAAA